Molecule: messenger RNA, 489 nt
Organism: Nematocida parisii ERTm1
Lineage: Eukaryota; Fungi; Microsporidia
Exons: 1
Coding region: 1-489 (162 amino acids)
Source: RefSeq, a predicted model, not a curated record
AUGCAUACAUGGUGUAAAGAAGAAGUAACCAGCGAUGCAGUGUUAGUGUAUCAGAAGAAAACAGAGCAAUUAUUAAACUUCUUCAAAAACACUGCCGACUCCAAGUUUCGGCCUCCUCUAUUAGAGUUCAGAAUCCCAGAAACAGAUGAAGAGUUCAACUCUGGCAAUUUCUUGUUCACCCCGGGAUUCCUCAUACAGUCCUGCUUCUUUGAGUACAUAAAAACUUUAGAAGCAUACAAUUUGUUUGUGGGUUCGGUGUAUAAUUUACUUUUUCAUGAGCUCGGCUAUCCAGAAGAGAAAGAAGAAAUAGUAGAGGUGGAUGAGGAGGAAGAAAACGAGAGAGAAAAGGAGGGAGAAAAUGUGUGGGUUGGACCGGGAGAAGGCAGCAGCAAAAUGAGCAUAAAUUGUUGGUAUAUACCAGAUAAAAUCGCUGAGGCUUUUUUAUGUAUGAGAAGAAUUCAAUCGGUGAGUUUCCGAGAGCAGAAAUAA